GCUAAGCCAGGAGGCAUUGCCAUUCUGCUUGUUGUGUGUUGCCUUCUCAAAGCAACGAGCGCAGAGUGUCCCAGCGCCUGCUUCUGUGACAGUGAAAGCCAGUACGUCAGCUGCGUCGGAGACAGCGCCUCACAAGCGCCACAAGACCUGCCCAGAUCAUGCGAGAGGCUCGAACUGCGCAACUUUGCGGUAGAUGCGCUCACGCAGCACCUACUCAGUGGAGUACCAGCUCUCAAGCAAUUGAAGUUGCAGCAAAGUAGAACAAGGGUGGUCGAACAUGGGGCCUUGGCCGAGCUGGUUUUGCUGCAACGACUUGACCUGAGCCAAAACUUACUGGAGAAUCUGACAUUGGGAACGUUCAAAGGACUACAGCAACUCAAGUACCUUGACGUGUCCUGAAAUCAACUGGCACACAUUGACGGUGCCUUUUCAGGCCUGGGCAACCUGGAGCAGCUGAUUCUUCACAACAACCUGCUCACCCAGCUAAAUACCUACACAUUCACAGGCCUGCAGCAGAUCAAGUACCUGAACCUGGACUCGAACCUUCUCUCGAGCGUAGAAGCGGGUGCCUUCCAGAACCUGUCAAAUCUCGGACACGUCAUCUUCAGCAACAACCCACUUACGAGCCUUUCUCGUCUCAACUUCUUUGGCUCACGCCUGCAGUAUAUUGAUGCUUCUCACGUCGGGCUUGAGCGCAUACCGCAAAGCCUCACCCAUUACGUUCGAGACAUCAGGCUCAGCCGCAACAAUAUCACUCACAUAACUCUCGGUGACCUGGAGAGCUACCCACACCUUAGUUUACUUGUGCUAGAUGACAAUGCCAUUGAAGAUGUGGAAGAUGAUGCGCUUGGUCGGCUGGAGUACCUUGCCAGGCUCUGGCUUAACGGCAACAGGCUCACAAAGAUCCCGAUGAACCUACCACAAACACUAGUUGCUCUCUACAUAGAGGAGAACUCGAUAACCGAGCUGCCAGCCAACAGCUUUCUUGGACUAUCCGAAUUGGAGCAAUUGUUUCUGCAGCGAAACCAAAUCAGAAACAUUUCAGAGAGUGCCCUGAGCGAUCUUACGAAUCUGAAGACCCUCGACCUACAGGCAAACCUCUUACAACAUUUGCCCAACCACGUUUUCAGCAAUCUCAGCAACUUACAGACGCUCGACAUUUCUCAGAAUCUGCUGCAGUUACUGGAGCCCCAGUGCUUUCAAGGGCUUGAUGCACUCAAAACACUGCAGAUGUCUCGAAUAGCGUACAAAGUGGAGUUCCAAGAAUACGUCUUCGAUCCGCUGAAGAUGCUAAUCAAGCUUGAAAUGUACGACAGCAGCGAUCUAGUGGCCAACAUAACCAAAUCGCCGAGAACACUACACAGCUUGAGGAACGUCCAGGAGCUGAAUAUUAUGCACAAUAAGCUCACACAUUUGCCACCAGAUUUCCCGUCUUUCUUCCCAAAACUGAAGGUUCUCAAAGUGGGAGGCAACACGUUUCACUGUGGCCCUGAAGUGGGAUGGUUCUCGGAAUGGAUAAAGACGUCGAACAUCCAGUUUUACAGCAGCUACAGCAUAAGAUGCGCAUCACCAUUCACACUGCAUUUCAAGCCUGUCAUGUUAUUAAAAGAGGAAGACUUUGUUAAGAUCACCACAAAAAGUGCACCAAUGCCUCAAGUAAAGGGUGCUGCCUUGAUCAAAAGGGUUCCCUUGACAAACGUCCCAGAGUCAAUCACUGUCUCUGAAAUCCUGACACCAAUUAAUAUAUCUGCGCCUUCAACACUAACAAGCAUUUCCACGAUGAGGGCAAGAUUAAAAUCAGGUGAGCCAACAUCAAUUGUGUCGAGUAAUCAGACAAGCAUUUUUGCAGCUGACAGCGUGACAGCUCUAAAGGCCGCUGAAGAUUUGUUUCAAACACCACAGACACAAGAAGCCCUAAAUAUUACUGCACAAAUGACAGGUGACCAGAAAGCAAGCAAUGGGAGCUUAAUAGCUCACCUCGAAAGUAAUCUGACAUCUGCAACAGAUAGAAGCAUUACUGACAGCACAGGUAACGUUACUCUUCCUACAGUGAUGACUCAGCACACCAUGACGACGAUGCUGAAUUACAUCUGGGAACCCCCAACAGUUGAAACGGCUGUACCAGCUCCAACAACAACAAGAAAUAACCAUACUUCCUUAUCCUUCAAUGCACCCCAAAGCCUACUGCUUGCACCACCAGUGGCUGAAAAACAACGGCAGGAGACAAGCUCCGAAGGGAACUCCACAAUCACUUCGAGAGUCAUUACUGGCUGCAGCUUUUUGCUCUUCGUUGCCCUCGUAACCACAGUGUUUCUGCUGCAGGCGCGCCACAACUGCAUGGGCUGCCGCGAACGGUAUGCCCGCACCCAGCGGAGCAGCAGCAUCUCUUACCGUCCUCAGCACGACGAGGUGAACAUCUUGACUGUGUCAGAGGGUACGGUCGAUGGAAGGACUAGUGUGCAGCGCGGCAUUCGAAACAAGCUCUACUUCGCAGUCGAGGGUGGUGGUCCUCACGAUGUGUCCAAUGAACCGCACUAACAAGAACUGAUUCCUCGCUCCUUGAGUGACAGUGAGUGGUGCAGUGGUCGCGUGUGUAUAUAAACUUGGACGUCUACUGUGACGUGCUAUUUGUGUCCGUAAGUGGACGCCAGAAAAAUGUGACUACCAACAGCCAUAAAGACCAAAGGCGUGCGCUUCGCGGCAGCAGGCUUCGAUUCUGUGCCAAAGAUAUAGGGUAUCUCCCGCAACCGAGCCACUUACGUUCUUGACAAAAAUGUCAUGGGACAGUUAAGGAACGUUGGCAGCAUUGCCAUGACAGGAACAACAGCGCUUGUUAAAAGCGAACCUCCAGUUUUUCGAAAUUUGUGUGCGUGUGCGUGCAGAAAGAGCUUGUCAAUUCCAAAAUUCCAGGAGACAUAGACUCUCGAUGUUCCCUGAAGCGAGAUACUGAAUUAGGCUUGUAAUGACUGCGAGGGUGAGUAUACACAAACACAAAGCAAGUAUUUUUGUAAAUGAAGAGAAUCAUUUGGCAGCAUGGUAUAUUACAAUGCUCCUGUCUACUCGUUUCCUCCUAUCAUGCAGCGAAUGUUUAUACAUGUUCAAUAAAGUAUCUACUCGAAGCUUU
Molecule: messenger RNA, 3124 nt
Organism: Rhipicephalus sanguineus (brown dog tick)
Lineage: Eukaryota; Metazoa; Arthropoda; Arachnida; Ixodida; Ixodidae
Product: leucine-rich repeat-containing protein 4C-like
Exons: 2
Coding region: 910-2538 (542 amino acids)
Cellular component (GO): plasma membrane
Molecular function (GO): protein binding
Source: RefSeq, a predicted model, not a curated record